This is a messenger RNA of Miscanthus lutarioriparius, 654 nucleotides long. The record is from the annotation of a GenBank genome assembly. NCBI's taxonomy places the organism in Eukaryota, Viridiplantae, Streptophyta, Magnoliopsida, Poales, Poaceae.
AUGGAGAGGCCUGCGCAGGCGCCCCCCAGCAGCUGCCGCCGGGGUUCCGGGGCAAACGAAGGGGAGGGCUACUUCUUUAGCCUGCGGCGAGCGCCGGCGACCGGGCGUGGCAGCCGCAGGAGGAGAGCUGGGAGUGGGUACUGGAAGGCCACGGGGAAGGAGAAGCCGGUGUUCCUGCAGUGCGGCGGCGGCUGCAAGAGGCAGCUGCUCGUGGGCGUCAAGACGGCGCUCGCCUUCCACCGCAGUGAGCCGCCACCAUCGUCCUCGCGGACCGGCUGGAUCAUGCACGAGUACCGGCUCGCCGUGCCCCGCGGCGUGGCCGAGCAGAGGAAGAAGAAUGCGAGCCAGGGUUGCGUUGCUAAUCCAGGAGAGUGGGUCGUGUGCCGGGUCUUCCUGAAGAACAACAGGCCAGGAAGCAGCAGGCCAAACCGGGACGCCAGCAGCAAAACUCUGGGACACCGCGCCUCCGCUGCGCCACCGCAGCAGCAGCACCGGGAAGACGUGGGAGGACAGGGACAGCAGCCGUUGAUGUUCUCGGCGCCGCAGUCGUCGUCCUCAAGCUGCGUUACUGACUUGUCAGACGAAGACGACGAAGUCAGCAGCGGCGGCAUAACCAGAGAUGCCCCAGCUGCCCCUCAAAGAGAGGCCUACUAG